This is a messenger RNA of Ambispora gerdemannii, 699 nucleotides long. The record is from the annotation of a GenBank genome assembly. NCBI's taxonomy places the organism in Eukaryota, Fungi, Glomeromycota, Glomeromycetes, Archaeosporales, Ambisporaceae.
AUGGAGAAAGAAGACGAUGAAAAAAAGUCUUUUAAAGAUCAAAUUCAAAGAUAUCAUAAAUCAAAAAGGGCACGCUCAAUUUCACCCUCUUCAGCUUCAAAAUCUUCACGUUCGCCUCUCAUUCGACAUCGAAAGAGAAGUAAUUCAAAUUCGAAGGUAGAGCAUGAAAGUGAACGUCAACGACACAAAGAACAUAAUAAAGAACGUAACGGUCGCAAACAUAAAUCAAAAAGGAAAAAAGAAAGUAAGCGAGGGAGAACACGUAUACGCUCGUAUUCGGUCUCUUCGUCUUCUCAUGAUUCUUUUGAACGACAUCACCGUCACUCCAAGAAGAGGCGGAAACGUUCUCUUUCUGUUUCCUCCAGUUGCUCUUCCUCUACAACUGACUCGGAUUCAGAAUAUCAUAAGCAUCAUUCCAAACGUAAGAAACAUCGAAUGGCAACGGAAGCUUGGGGAAUGGAAAGAAAAACUAACAAGUCAACGCCACCGAUGAGACCACAAACUCAAAAAGAAUAUGAAGCUGAACAAUCAGUGAUACGUGAAGUAGUAGAUCCAGUGGAUGGACGUAAAAGAUUGAUUAGAGGUUCAGGGGAAGUAAUUGAACGUAUUGUAUCAAGGGAUGAACAAAAAAGGAUUAAUAAACAGGCUACAAUGGGAGACGCUGUACGAUAUCAUAUGAAGUGGACAAACAAGGUUUAA